AUGCCGUCACCCAUGAUCAAGGCGACGUUGGCUGCGGCCGCGCUGUCCAGCACCUCCAACGUAUUGGCGCAGAUUCUCGACGCCUAUCGCGCCGAGCGCCCCUUUGUCUUUGACGCCGCUCAGUUCCUGCGCUUCGUCGCCAUGGCUUUCCUGACGGCUCCGCCCAAUUACAAGUGGCAGCAGUACCUCGAGUACACCUUUCCGGCCUACGAGCGCCCGCGUGACCCGCUGCGCGAUGCCGAGAGCGGCCGCAAGGAAAAGGGCGACGACGACGAGAAGGUGGGCAUGAUGGAGGCACACGAGUCCUCUGGGGACAACCACCACCAUCUUUAUACUCCCCAGGUCGGUGAUGCUCCACCCAAACUCAACUGGAGCAACACCUUUACAAAGUGGUUCAUUGAUUGUAUCACCAUCGGGGCCCUCGUCAACACGGUUGCCUUCUUUGUCCUUAUGGGCUUGCUCAAAGGCCAGUCGGCUGCGCAGAUUGGACACAACGUUCGCUUCGAGACAUUUCCACUCAUUCUCGCGGGCUUCAAGAUCUGGCCGUUUGCGUCGAUUAUCAGCUUCAGCUGUAUCCCCGUGGAGAAGCGGAUUGUGUUUCUGAACUUUAUCGGCCUGCUUUGGGGUAUCUACAUGAGCUUGCUUGCAGCCAGGGUCUGA
Messenger RNA from Pestalotiopsis fici W106-1, 660 nucleotides. RefSeq lists its product as uncharacterized. The transcript has a single exon. The record is from RefSeq and is a predicted model, not a curated record. The coding region runs from base 1 to 660 and encodes 219 amino acids. Gene Ontology annotation, cellular component: membrane; cytoplasm. NCBI's taxonomy places the organism in Eukaryota, Fungi, Ascomycota, Sordariomycetes, Amphisphaeriales, Sporocadaceae.